AUGGACGACAUAUUACCGCGCCAGCCAAUUAGUGUCAUCGUCCCAGCGGAAGCACCAUCCAUAGAGAGUGAGCGACUACUUCUCCGCCCCGUCACCGAGGCCGACCUGCCCGCCCUGUUUGCCAUUCGCUCGAGACCAGAAGUGGCUCGAUCCAAUCACCCCAAAACCCCGUUCUCAUCAAUUGAACAAACCCGCGAAUGGAUCACCAGCAAGAUAUUCACCUCGGGCAACUCCGACGUGAUGGGGCGCUCCUUUAACUAUGCCAUCUUGGAUAAAUCACUGCCCGAAACGCCUCUGAUCGGCUAUGUAAGUAUCAACGAAGUAGUGCCCUGUCCUGAGAUCGGGUACUCGCUGCUUCCCGAGUCGUGGGGGAAAGGGUUUGCCACCGAAGCGCUGCAGUUGAUGUUGAAGGUUUGGUGGGGAUUGCCGAGACGGAACUGGGGCGAUGAGAGUGAGGUCGAGAGGGUUUUUGCUAUCAGUGAGAGGGGGAAUGUCGGGAGUUGUAAGGUGUUGAGGAAGUGUGGGUUUAAAAUUGAAAAGGAGGUGGAUUUGGAGGUGGAUGAGCUUUUUGUUUGGAGUUUGGAGAAACCGCGAUGA
Molecule: messenger RNA, 597 nt
Organism: Penicillium cinerascens
Lineage: Eukaryota; Fungi; Ascomycota; Eurotiomycetes; Eurotiales; Aspergillaceae
Product: GNAT family N-acetyltransferase
Exons: 2
Coding region: 1-597 (198 amino acids)
Molecular function (GO): acyltransferase activity, transferring groups other than amino-acyl groups
Source: RefSeq, a predicted model, not a curated record